CAACAGUCGAGACCAGAGAACCCAUUCAUCGUCUAUACACUCGUCCGCUCUCAGCAUGUUCCAGUCAAUACGAGGUUUCCUUAGCCGACACCGCCGGGCGAUCGGUGUUACAACUGUCGUCGCCAGUGCUGCCUAUCUUGCAACUCAGUAUGUUUCCUCAAAGAUAAAAGAAGUUCAAGAGCGGGCUAUGGGUGAGAGGACCGCCAAAGAAAAUCUUCGUCGACGGUUCGAGCAGAACCAACAGGAUUGCACCUUCACCUUGCUUGCACUCUUCCCUAGCCUGGCAGAGCAAGUUUCUCAUGAAUUGGAUGUCGAGGGCAUCACCGCAGAUUUGCAACGAAAGAAGGCCCCGAGUAAAGCCGCUGAAGGGGAUGAGGCUGGAUCCAUGAUAAGUGGAAUGAGUGAAGUCGCUGGCGAUGGCAACGGAAGGUCGAAAGCUGAGCUGUGGAACGACCUGAAGAUACUGUCUAUCACGCGCACUUUGACGUUAAUCUAUUGUCUGGUCUUGCUCACCGUUUUGACAAGGGUGCAACUGAACAUCAUCGGCCGUGGUACAUAUGUAGCAAGUGUCGUAUCGUUAUGGAGUCCAGUGCUUAAUAAUGAAGUUCGCAUUGAGGAGGAAGAUGGCGACGAGCGCACUGAUCUUGAGCGAGAUUACCUGAGUUUCUCGUGGUGGUUGAUACACAAUGGAUGGAAGGGGCUCAGUGCGAAGGUGAAGACGGCUGUGGAAGAACUGAUUGGAGGGAUGUCCCUGAAGGAAGAGCUGUCUCUUGCACAGUUUGACCUCAUCAUUUCUCGCAUCCGUGCUAUCGUUGAGAAGGAAUCUUUUCUGCAAUUCCUUCUCCCAUUGACUCCUGGAGAGGAAGCACAAGUCCUCCAGCAGUUCACCGACAGGGACGGCAGCUGUGAUGCAGAUGGGGCUGAAGGUAUAAUUCUACCAAGCCUACCACUACGUCAUCUUAUUGAUGAAACACACGAUUUUCUAUCGUCUCCAGACGCAGUCAUUGUGAUAAACCAGCUCCUCAAUGCUGGUGUGCAUACCUUAAUUGAGAACAUGGCAGCAGCAAUCUAUCCCUCUGAGCCAUCAGUGGACAAUACUGACAUCCUACAACGUCGGGUACGGCUAGCAAGUAUGUUGCCGGUAAUAACGAGGGAGGCAAAACGCAUUGAGCAAGCGAAGGAGUAUGCUAGGGAGAUGGAGGCCGGAAGUGAUGGGUUGGUUAGGUUCUCCGCCAUCGUGUACAGCAGCUAUGACAAAGGGCGACUUGCUGCUGCUGAUGGGCUUAAUGGUUAUUCGGAGGAGAAUUGAGGAAGGGAACAUGGUCUACUUAGAUUAUAAUCGAGUUGCUGCAUAACCGUCCAAAAUCAUAACCCUAAGUUUCUCG
Molecule: messenger RNA, 1385 nt
Organism: Saitoella complicata NRRL Y-17804
Lineage: Eukaryota; Fungi; Ascomycota; Saitoellomycetes; Saitoellales; Saitoellaceae
Product: Peroxin-3
Exons: 4
Coding region: 56-1309 (417 amino acids)
Biological process (GO): protein import into peroxisome membrane
Cellular component (GO): peroxisomal membrane
Molecular function (GO): protein-macromolecule adaptor activity
Source: RefSeq, a predicted model, not a curated record